Bicyclus anynana (squinting bush brown) is the source of this 1914-nucleotide messenger RNA. Its product is annotated as craniofacial development protein 2-like. Gene Ontology annotation, cellular component: nucleus. Gene Ontology annotation, biological process: chromatin remodeling. Gene Ontology annotation, molecular function: catalytic activity. The record is from RefSeq and is a predicted model, not a curated record. Bases 244 to 1914 code for a protein of 556 amino acids. Lineage: Eukaryota; Metazoa; Arthropoda; Insecta; Lepidoptera; Nymphalidae. The transcript has 2 exons.
UGUAAGGGGGAGGCUAGUACCAGUCAGUCUCCCCAACUGCCAACCUCACCUGCUCGUGGUGCACCCUGCAGAUGGACCGACGAGGCUCUGGCGACCGACGAAUGGCGGUAUAUCCAUUCCCACAGGCUAGAUUACGAAAUGCCUCAGGCCGGUGUCGGGCAGCAGCGACACCGGCGCGAGUAAUCUAGCACUGCGCUGACCAACCCGCAUGCCCAGCGUGGUCAGUACUGGGCAAAACUUAGUAUGGACUACAAAAACAUAACACAGCCCCUAGUCCCCGGCAGCCCCGCUAUUCCUGGCUCUGGCAGCGGUUACGGUAACGGCGGGGCAAGGGGUGUUAAGAAUCUCCGGCAGAGAUUCCGCUGCCAACCCCGACGACUAGACCUGGCAACAUAUAACGCACGCACUUUGAGGUCCGACGAGAAGGUCAUCGAGCUGGAAGAAGUUAUGAGCAAGUUGCACUGGGAUGUCAUAGGAUUGUCUGAAGUCCGAAGAGAGGGGGAGGGCUCGAUAAUCCUUGAAUCCGGCAACAUGCUCUACUACCGGGAGGGCGACCAACAGUCCCAGGGUGGUGUCGGAUUUAUCGUUCACAAGUCCCUCGUGAACAAUGUUGUAAAAGUCGAGAGUGUGUCGAGCAGGGUAGCGUUCCUGGUCCUCCGAAUCACCAAACGGUAUUCGUUGAAGGUUAUACAGGUUUACGCACCGACCUCAACACAUCCCGACGAGGAGGUAGAGGUAUUGUAUGAGGAUAUUUCUAAAGCCAUACAUGCCUCAAACUCUUAUUACAAUGUUGUGAUGGGGGAUUUUAACGCAAAGCUGGGCGAACGUAGCGGUUCAGAGUUGAAAGUGGGACGAUUUGGAUAUGGGCAACGGAACGAUAGGGGCCAAAUGUUGGCUGACUUCAUGGAGAAGGAGGGCCUCUUUAUGAUGAACUCCUUCUUCAAGAAGCCACCACACAGGAAAUGGACCUGGAUGAGCCCCGAUGGUUCCACGAAAAAUGAGAUUGACUUCAUCUUGUCUACCAGACGGCAAAUAUUCAACGAUGUUUCUGUGAUCCAUAGGGUGAAAACCGGUAGCGAUCACCGAAUGGUUAGAGGCACGUUGAAUAUCAACGUUCAGCUGGAACGGUAUCGACUGGUGAAGUCUACGCUCCGACCUACUCGUGCCCAUAUUCAAGACCCCGAGUCCUUUCAACUAGAACUGCAGAACCGCUUCGAUUGCCUAGCAAAUUGCGAAACUGUGGACGAUCUGAACAACAGGUUCCUGGAAACUGUCCAUUCCGUUGGGUCUAAGUUCUAUAAGACCCACCGUACGAAAAGAACCAAAAAAUUCUCAGACCAUACACUUAAACUCAUGGAAGAGAGGCAAGAAAUGAGAUUACAGUCUUCAGCAGAUGCGUCAAAUUACCGACUGAUCAGUAGACAGAUCUCUAAGCCGCAAACCAGCGACUUGCGAAACUUCAAUACCGAGCGUAUCAAAAAUGCGAUUGAAAACAAUCGAGGCUCAAAAGUUUUCGCCAGAGAUCUGUCUAUUGGACAGACGCAGCUGACGCGUUUGAAGACCGAGCACGGUAAUCUGAUUUCUUCCAAGCCCGAGUUAUUAAGUGAGGUCGAGAAGUUCUAUGGACAGCUAUACACGACUACUCAGCAGCCUGUUGACAACUUGGCUAAAGACCCCAGAGCCAAGUUGACCCGACACUAUACCGAAGAUAUCCCGGACGUCAGCCUAUACGAGAUUAGUGUGGCUCUCAAACAACUGAUGAUAAUAGGAGGCCUGGUGUCGGGAGUAUUACGAGCAUAUCGCCGGGCCUGCGCGCCUUAUAAACCGACCGCCGUAAAAGAUAAAUUGCUCGAACGUAACGGAAUGAUAUCGUCUCGUCACGCGCCUAUUGACUCGGAAAUUGUGAGGCUCUAA